Molecule: messenger RNA, 2917 nt
Organism: Cynoglossus semilaevis (tongue sole)
Lineage: Eukaryota; Metazoa; Chordata; Actinopteri; Pleuronectiformes; Cynoglossidae
Gene: tmem60
Product: transmembrane protein 60
Exons: 2
Coding region: 1031-1435 (134 amino acids)
Source: RefSeq, a predicted model, not a curated record
UGCCCACUGUUCACUUUGGUGAUGGGUUAAAUGCAGAGGUCACAUUUCAUUGUGUGCAGUGGUGUUUGUCAGAAUGUCACAAUGACAAGGCGUUUACUUUCCUUUCCUAUUAUUAUUAUUAUCCUGAUCACUAUUAUAAAUUGGAACUGGAACUUUAAAAACAGUAAACAUCCCUGCUUUGAGAGAGUAUCAUUAGAGUCCUGAGUUUCACACAACAACAUACCCCACAGACAUUAAUGGUUUUCAAAAAUUUCAAGGAUUUGUGUACAUUUCAGAAUUAAAAUGUAAACAUGCAUGCGUACGUGUGCAUGUGUAGAGCCUGGUCCAGUGAAGCAGAUCCAUGUUUCUAAUUCUACUAUUUAGGUGUGGAUUAAGGAAUGAAUAAGAGUUUAGUCAGACUGCUUUAGAGAAGAAGAAAGGUCUAAAACUUUUUCGUUUGUCCGUGAUAUGGAUCUUGUCUGGAUAUGGAUGUAUCUAACUGGUGAAACUUGAAAAGACAAUUAUUUCACAUAUUCACACGGUGUUAAUUGUUUGAGAACCAUUGCUCUAGUGUAGAGCAAAUGUCUUCGAUGCCCAUUGGGUCAGGAAAUUGUUUUAUUUAGGAUUAUCUCGCUCUGUAUCCCUUGUAUUUUCUAAGAACACCUUUAAAAAUUAACCAUCAAAUCUUAUUAUUUUCAAAUUUAGGUUAUACUUUCGACAUAUUAUCGAUAACUGUGGUGAGCUAGUAAAAUGGUUCUCUGUGACUUACGUCGUCUUUGUUUAACUUUCCAAAAUAAAAUACACGUGUAUUACACAUGCUUUUGUCUUGAAACUAGUGCUCGGAUGUUGCUCAUGUAGCGCUAUUGCAGCUAACGGAGCUGGUUGUUCUCUGUUUUCCUGUGUAAACAUUUUUGGUAAAAAUCAUUUGUAGUUUAAAUCUUUAUAUCGGUAAGGAAGGUUAAGAUUCCAGGAAAACGCGUUUGUGACAUCCGUCCCCUCCUGGGUCCUUCCUGGUUGUGUGUAACUCUGGCUCUGUGCCACUCCACUGUAGAUGAAGAUGUCCCUGGCCCAGCGAGUGCUCCUGUCCUGGAUCUUCACCCUCAUCUUCCUAAUAAUGCUGGUCCUCAAGUUGGACUCUAAGAUCCACUGGAGCUGGUUCUUGAUCUUCCUCCCAGUGUGGAUUUUUGACACUGUCCUCAUCCUUAUGCUGAUAGUGAAGAUGGCAGGACGCUGCAAGACGGACUUUGACCCCCGGGACAGGGAGCACAGCCUGAAGAAGAGGCUUUGGUACUUGAUGGCCCUGCUGCUGAAGGUGGCUUUCUGUCUGACACUGUGCUCCCACCUGGAGAGACUAACAGACACAUGGGUCAGUGUGGUGUGUGUCCCUCUCUGGGCCCUGUUGGUUGGGGCAUUGGUGGAGCUAGGACACAGUGUUUUCCACUUUCGAAGAGAUUGAGCCACAGAAGUCACAGGGCUAUUUUGACUUGUAGCAACAUUCAUUUUUUAUACACUAAGGGCUUUUGGGAAAUGGAUGCGCCGAUAAGAACAAUAGGAUUGGCAUGGACUUAUGUGCACUAUGUUUUGAAUAUAGCCAGAUGGUCGUCUUACAUGUUUAUAAGGGCAGUGACAUGGCAGGUGUAUAGUGAAGGGGCACAGGGCACUUUGUGUCUUUAAAAGAUUGUCCUUACAGUGAGGUUAGAACCACCAAGUUAAGUAGAAGAACAUAAAGACUGACUUGUCUGAGCUUUCUUUUUGGGGACUACACCAUUUUUUUCCUGCUGUCUUGUCAUUUAGUUAUUUCAUAAAAUGAUUUGCUGCUUCUUCCUUUUUUUUUUUUUAAACUGGCAGCAGUGUCUACUGAACACUUUCUACUGUAACACGUUGAAAAUGCAUUGGUAACCAUUGCAGUGCAAGUCUAUGGGCAACAGAAACAAAAAAUGGUAAACUGUUGCAGUUAUACUGAUACUGACUUGCACCCGUAUGUGCUGGUAUUUACUACAACUAUAUGCUUUUUAAAAAAGCACGACUGAACUUGAACGCAACAGCAUUAGAUGUUGCUGAUAAGCUAAUUAAUCAUGACUUGCACAUGCAGAUAUUUCUUAUACUUGCAAUCUACAGUUAUGCAAAGGUAAAAAAAAUAUUGCAUUUGGCAGGACAAGUGUAUAUUGUUAGAAAUGGUGCCUUAAAAGCUGCCUAAUUUGUGUUACACCACAAAUCUUAUAAAUAGGAGGAAGUUGAGUCCAAAGAAAUCGCUUUUAAACAUGGACCUGUUUCCAACACGAUACCACUAUGUGUGUUUAAGUAGUUAUCAUCAAGAGGCAUGUUGUGCACCAGUUCACAGGAGGGCACAGUGUAAAAUGGCUAUAGUCCUGGACUGUUCCAAAUAAUAAUCAGGAAAAACCCAGGGCAAUAUGAUCUCAGUCAGGCCAAAUGUUUUAAUAAUGACGGUAAUUGAUGUCUGUCAUUCCUUUCACUUUUAAUUGUUACUUGUGUGCCUUCUUUUAAAAAGCUUUUUUUUUAUUUUGUGACGUUUUUUUUAAUAUAAUAUUGAUUUUAUUUUGACUUCAUUUUUUCACGAAUUCAUUUUUCAAAGUUAAAGGGCCAAAAAAGUAGCGCUUCUAACAUGGAAGGAUCAUCUACUUUCCACAUUUGUUCCUUUACUGUCCAACCAACCAAUUUCCUCAGCGUUAGUCACCAUCUCUAAAGUAUAUACUAUACCAGAUCUGUGUCUUGUAAACCUUACCUUUCACUGGUGUAAUCAUCUUCAGCGUGCCACCUUUUUUGAGAUUUUUAAGAUUUUUCUCUGUCCUCCUCACUACACCAGUAGUGCUGCUCACUACCUCUACACCAGUUACAAUGUCAUCUGUCAAGAGACUCAUGCCUACUAUUAUUUGCAAAUCUUUUCAUCACCAUAGUGAACCUGGGGUAAGUCAAUUCC